GCUCGUUCCAACUUGGAUGCGGACGCACAACAUCCUUUUGCCGGCUCUUUGUGCUCACUUUCUUCCGUUCCGGCAGCGUCCGCCGAAGAAGAGGAGGACAUGCCUCAGUGGCUGCAGUGGCAGCUCAGCCUCCGUUCAACUUCCGGAGUCCGUGAAUGGUAUAGAUUGCGGUCUGUGAGAAGGGUUCUCUCUCUCUGGCGCGCACUGGCAGCGGGGAGCAGCGCCAGACGGCUCGUGAGGAACGUGUGCAUCCAGUUUCGCUACCAGGACCCGUGUGCCAAACCGGAAGCGUGCAGCUACGCCAUGGCACUAGACAAACCCACGAGAUCCUUCACAGGAGGGACGCAGGCGGAACGGCUUGUCGGAUUUCUGGCAGCUUCCCUUUGGUCGCUCGUGUAUGUGAUUGCCCCGCUUUACGCGGGUGCAUGCGUCGUGUCCCUGCUCAGAUAUCCUUUUUGGAUGGGUUCGUGGGCUUUGCUGUCGCCGCUUCUCUUGUCUUUUCUGACUCCGGACUAUGUGAUAGAACGCUUAGGGCACAUUGUGCUCACAUCAUGGCCGAUGCAGCAGGUGCCGAAGUAUUUCGACUACGAGGAGUACCACGAAACUUUGGACAGUGAGGUCCGCGCAGGGUCUCGAAGCUUCAUCGUCGGAGCACAUCCUCACGGCAUCUUUCCCUUCACUGCUGUCUGCGCUGCCGUUGCGACACAGAAUGCGGUGGAUGGCUUCGGUGCGGCACUGGCAAAGGAAGCUCCGACGGCUGCCGCAUCCAUAGUCAAGUAUUUUCCGAUCCUGAAAGAUGUCGUUGGAAUGUUUGGGUUGAUCGACGCAAGCAGCGCCACCUUGUUCAAAAGGCUGACGAAAGCCAGAGGAGUGGUCAUUCUUUACGUGGGUGGAAUUGUCGAGCUUUUUUCCUCCAGCCCCAAGAAGGAGGCCGUCUACUUGAAGCAGCGAGCCGGGUUCAUCAAACUCGCCCUGCGCACUGGUGCAGAUGUGAUUCCAGUCUACAUGUUCGGGAACACCACCGUUUUGUCGGCGUUGACCUGGGGCCCACUUGCAUCGCUGAGCCGCGCGUUGGGGAUCUCCGUAACCGUGUUUUGGGGAAGAUUCGGCUUGCCUGUGCCGAAGGCCGUGCCCUUGACGUAUGUUCGUGGGAGGCCGCUGGGGAUGCCACACAUCUCGAAUCCGACUGCUGAAGACAUUCAGAAGUGGCACGAGAUCUAUUGUGAGAAGCUCAAGGCACUGGCGAGGAGAAGCUUUGGAGCUCUUCGAGAGCACAGGCGGUGGAGUUCAGCGAGAACCCACCGCAUUUCGCAGGCAAUUGAUCUCUGGGUGGAUGCGCGCCAUCAAAGUCGUGUUCGACGAGCCCUUGGUGUUUGGAGGCUGCGUGGAGCAAAGGGGGCGCUUCGUCGUCGCGGUGCGACUGCACUGAGCGCCUUCCUCACGGCCACGCGUUUGAGGCGAUGGCUUAAUGGCUGGAGCAGCCUCGCGCGUCGGGAGCAAAGCUUCUUCGUGCCUUCGCUUUCGGCCCGAUUACGAAGUCAAGUGCCGGUUGCUGCAGUGGCAUCCGGAAGUGUUUACGCUCCUGCCCUGAAUGGUUGUGUUAUGGGCCAAGAGAAGCCCUUGGAGCUGUCGGAUCCCGUCUAUCGCUGGCAGCCAGAAGCCAGUGAGCUCCUCACUUUCGACGAGGCACACCGACGGAUCGUGCAUAUCAAGCCGGGUGGCUUUAUCACAGCAGAUGUGAUCGACAGGGACCGAUCGGCAUCUCCUCCAGAUGGGCUGAACGUAGCUUUGGAGCAUGAUGUGCGAUCCGUGCGGUUCUCUCCUGACGGGCUCUUCUUCGCCUUUCUGAGCGAGAAGCGCAUCGGAUGCCUGCGAACAAUGCAGCCCAGUCUGCAGCCGAUCUGGCCAUCAAGCAAGUGGAGCAACAAGUCGGACUUCGAGAUCCUAGCAUUCUUCUGGUUGCCCGGAGAGCAAGAUGCCAGUGACCUGGCUGUCGUCACGAGUCAGGGCAUUGAAGUCUUCCGCCUCAGCUUCGAGCAACGAGCAGCGAAGUCCCAGCGUACAUUUCCUACCCCAGUGAGAGUUUGCUGGCUGGAGCCUUCCGCAGCGACGACCCUGGUUUGUACAGGUGCUCGAACUCUGCAGCCGUUUGAUUUCAGGCGGCGGAAUGCGAAACUUCCUCGAUUUGACUUGGUUCUGGGUCGUGGCCAAUCUAUCGAGCCUGGAGAUGUCGCUCUCAUGACUAUUUAUGAUUGUACCUACUGCAUCCAUGCAGAUGGAUCAAACGGGAAAGUCUCCCUGCGCAACGUUACGAAUCUGGAAAAGGGAACUCCCGAGCACGACAUUGUGAUAGACAUCUCCGACCAAGACACGCCGCUUGGUCCGCUCCGCUUGUCUGUUGUUGACAACCUUCUGAUCGUGCACUGUCUGGAGAGGAUGGUCGCAUCGGUCUACGACAUUCGCCACAAGGAUGGCGACUCUGUUCCCAGAUUGGUCUGCCAGCAAGGGGUGGAGCAGACGAAACAGCCUUCGCGGUCUGCAUGGCUAGACUGGGAUUACCUGUCUGGUGGCGUCGUGCUGGAUUCGGGAGCAGGAACAGUCCAUCAACUGCACCUGAAUAUGGGGGCAAUUUUAGCUCAGUUUCUUGCGCAGGCUCCGGUUGAUGUAAGUCUCGUCCUGAAGCUCCUGCUGCGGCGCACCGGCUGCAGAGAACAUGUAGUGCAGACACUUCGGAAAGCUCUGGCUGCAAGAACUCGCUCUGCAGAGCUCCUGCAGGGCUUCCAGGUGCUCAACUCUGCGUAUCGGCAAGUGAUCGAAUCUAUGUCUCAGCGCUGUUCCGGUGCCGGAGUACGCGCAAGCAUCUCUCUCCAAGAGCUGGAGGCUCAAAUCACGUACCAAUCUAUGCUAUCUGAAAAGGACAUGGUCACACAGGUGUUCUACCCACACUUCAUUGGGAGCGAAGGUCUGGAAGGGGAGGGGUUUGCGCCUUCGGCGGAGCCCUUCAACCUGGCCGACUGGCAUAUUCCGUUUGAAGCCAGAGAGAACAAAGACCUUCCGAAGGAGAGCCCCUACAUCCUCUCCGUUGUGAUCUCCUACCUUCGCAGCCUGCUAGGCCUCCAGAUCCUGCCCCACAAAAUUCUACAAUGCUUCGUCUUCGACCUGUGCGUGUACUUCAGGCAGGAGCACAUGCUGCAGCAGCUCUUGCACUACCAUGUGCUGCUGGAUUCUCCGGAGCUAGUGUUCCGGCUCAAAGACCUGGCGCGGCACAGCACAAAGGAAAGGUCAUGGGCAACUCAAGCCAGCCUGGACAUGGCCUUGCGCGUACGCGAGUUCUCCGUGGUGGCAGACAUGCUGCUUUUCUCCAGCCAGUACCUGGACAUCGUGCCGUUCCUCAUAAACCAAAAGGACGUCUCCUUCAAAGUGCGCACUUUGCUGGAGCGUCUAGAAAACGACGCUGACGCAACUCGCAGUGACCCUGAACUUAUGCAGCACGUGUUGGCAGAAAUCCGCUUGUGGAAGCAAGAAGCCACGCUGCCGACCUCAAGCCCAAACACAGAGGCAAACGGCACAGGAAGAGCGGUGCUCCCUGCGCCGGAUCUUUCCGGCUGUGAGAAGUGGCUGCCUGAACUACUAGACGAGGCGCGAUCAGGCCCUGAGGCGGCUAUUUUCGAUGCGAGAGCACAGUCUUUGUCGAUCCUCGUCACAAGAAAGUGCACGGCUCUGGGGUGCAAAGCUUGUAAAGUUUGGCGAGCUGCUGCUCGGCGCAGCAUUUCCGCACGAUCGGCUGCAGCCUUCCUGGAAGCCUUUCGAACGCGGAGUAUCAUCAGAAGAUGGGCUGGCCAGAGGAAGGCAGAGAUCUAUCGAUCCAGGAGGCUCUUCUGGGCUGCAUGGCGAGGUUUUACCAUGGAAUCGAAAAGGACGAAAGCUGAGACUGCCGUACGAAGACGGGGCUAUAGUCACACGCUCAGAUCCGCUUGGCAGCGGUGGGGCAUUGCCACCGUGUUAAAAGCUCGUGAAGCGAUUUGUCGGCAAAGGGCAAAGACACGACGUCUUGGCGUCACCCUUCGAAGCUGGCAAAGUUUGAAAGCGGCCAAAGCUUUUGCCGCCCACAGCACCCUGCUCGGCAGUUUCCGGAAAUGGAACCGCAUAGUAGGUCAUCUUUUCAAUGAGCGUCGUGCGCGAGAGUUGAUGGUCGGUGUUGGAUCCUGGAGGCGCGAUGGCCGCGAGGGCCCCACGCGUGGCCGCCUCUUCGCCCUCUGGACCCAGGUGGUCCAGAGCAAAAGGAUGCAGCGGCGCCGUGUCAGAGAGGCCAAAGAAGCCCUUCAGAAGCUGGCAAUCGUCCAGGCGCUUUGGUUUUGGCAUUCGCGUGCCCGAGAGUCGUCCAUGCGAGAGGACCACCUGAACCGGGCCUCCAUUGCCCUGCAGGCAAUGGUAUCUGCUUCCAGAUGGGCCCGAGCACACGAUUUGCUGAUUCGCUGGUUCGUUCGAUCUAAAGCCACAAGGAUCAUGUGCAGCGAAGCCGACUUGAGCGGUGAAGCUCCCUCAGCCAUCAGUUUGGAAGGCUCGGGCAUGUCAGAGGCAACAGCUCCACGCACACCCAGGCAGGAGAGAUCCGGAGAAGGACGGAUCUUUGCUUCUAGGGCAUCCUCCGAGGAGAUCUUGACCAGCUCAGUUUGCGCGACGCCGAAGUGUUUGGCGCUCGCGACUGCGAAGCGUGAAACUCCAGAUGCUUACACCGCGAGAAGAAAGCUUCUGCUGGCACGAGACUUGCCGUCGAGGGACAUCUAG
Symbiodinium necroappetens is the source of this 4788-nucleotide messenger RNA. NCBI's taxonomy places the organism in Eukaryota, Dinophyceae, Suessiales, Symbiodiniaceae. The record is from the annotation of a GenBank genome assembly.